Molecule: messenger RNA, 744 nt
Organism: Habropoda laboriosa
Lineage: Eukaryota; Metazoa; Arthropoda; Insecta; Hymenoptera; Apidae
Exons: 4
Coding region: 1-744 (247 amino acids)
Source: RefSeq, a predicted model, not a curated record
AUGCUGCUGGAGGUGGAAGACGAGACACGCGAUUUUAUAACCGUAUAUAAGAAGGAUUUCCCAACGAAAAAAACCGAUAGACGGAAAGAAUACAGGCCACCACUUAACUAUCUUCCACCGUUGAAUAUUUUGAACGGUCCUUAUAAGAGGUGCUUGAAUACGCAACGACAAAAUGCGAUUUUACCUUUAAGCGAACAGAGCGAGGAUCCCCAAGAGACUUUGAACAGAAUUCGCGACGAACAUUCACGUUUAAGAAGAUUUUUACCAGAAGUUGUACCAGAUGAAGAUCUGAUCGAGCGGAAAGAAAAUGAAGUUAAACAAACUAUAUAUCAAUUGGAUUAUUCAAAAGGUGAUUAUUCACCACGUGUGAAAAUAUACGGAAGAGAAAAAGAUAUUCAGUUGCCGGAAUAUUGGAUUAUAUCGGAAACAAUUCAAAAGAAAUCCUAUAAGAACCCGUGGCAAAUUGCAACGGAAGAUUUGUUACGCGUAAAAAGAGCAAUAAAGCCUCCAGACAAUUUGACACCGAAUAUAAAGGAAAGAGAAAUUCUUCGUAUCAGAACCGGAGAUUCAGAAUACGAUGCCACAAUAGAUGCUGUAGGAAAUCGAGUGAUAAAAAGACGUCUAUUUGGACCACCUUUACCAAUCGAACCAAAAAUAUACAGUAAAGGACCUGAUAGUCCACCAUCUGAAUGUUCUAAAAUUUUAGCAGAAAAGAAACUUGUACUUCCAUCUAGUAUUUUUUAG